AUGGCUCACUGUAGCUACAAAGCGCUUCUAGGUAAGGUCACCCCUUCCCAGGGCACACCUUGCGGUCAGUCCACAGAUUAUCCUGGUCAGCUGGAAUGUAUUGCGUUCAAAGACUGUACAAAAGAUGUAACUGGCCAUUUAAAGGCCUUAAACCUCAGCGCAGAUGAGGGUUUAGGAUCUGAAAUAAAGUUGCUGUUAGCCAGAGCAGGUAAAUACCAACCUAAAAUAUAAUAUUUUGGUCUUUUUAUCAGCUAUAUUAUUAUUAUACGUUUUACUUUUUAUCAUCAUGCACUUGAGGGUGGUUAUUCUCAACACAUCAUUCUCCUUCUAGGGGUUUUCUCAGUGGAAGAACAUCACUAUGCCUUGAGCAUUUGUCCAAGGCACAGGGCUGAUUUCGGCAUCCGCUGGAGGACAGGGAAGACCAUGUGUACAGUACCCAAAGAAUUAGCAGUACAUAAAACUACAACUGCUAAAGGGAGCCACCGAGUGGAUAGCUUGAAGUCGGCGUUUAUUUUCAAAACCACGAACACACUUAUUCCAGUUGGAUCACGUAAGUUGCAAACUUUUCUGCGAAGAUUGGUUAGAUAAUGGUAAUUUUUCAGGGUUAAGAAUCACAUAUAAGGUGGCACACAAGGCGAGGAGUUUGCUAGCACUCUAUUAAAGAAACAGUAAGAAAUUUCCACGAGACAGUGACCAGAGAGGAGAGAGCGUGCAAGGAGAGGGAAAGGCGCUUUGAAGAUGCAUUAAUUAUCACGUGUCGCUUGUUUGUAUUACGCAGGGGUCAUUUUUGCCUUGGGGGUGCGGGUAAUCCUAGCACACCUUGCAGUCCUCAUUCAAAAUUAUUGGUCUUGCGGGCAGGAAGUUCUCUUCUUUCUAUGUAUGUUUUAAAUGUAUUUGUUUAUACAGUUUAUUGACAUUAAUUUCUGUUCGUCUGUUCAUUUUGUUUUGCUUUUGUUUCUCCAUUUAAAGCAAUUUGUAAACAAUGCAACGAGUAUAUCAGCAAACAGGCCAUGCCUAACCAAACUCUAGUGUUUGCUUCAGGUGGGGUGGAGCCCGUCCCCGGGGUCUCGCACCUGCAAGAGUUACCCGAGCCCCAUUUGUUGGUAAGUAGUAAUAAGAAACACUAGUGUAAAUGGUUCGCUUAAGUGGCUCCUUUAACGAUGGUAUGAAAUGUUUUGCUUUCAAAAAAAUAUCAUCAUUCAUUUUUUCAUUUCCUUUUUAAUCCUUUUUUACUUUAGGGGAUUUCUUUUCACGGGUUUGUGUGGGUGUUGGCUUAUGAAUAAAAUAAAACAAAAUAAACGUAUAAUCAUGCUUUAUAGUAAUUACACAAUAUAUUUGUUUGAACUGUUUCAGGUAGAGGGGGAAACAGGCCUUUCAAGUGCAGAAACAACUUGUAGUGAGUUAUCGUCUGAUGACCUUGCAACUGAACUGAAGAGGCUGGAGAUAUCGUCAAGAGGGCGGGAUGAUGAGACGUUCCUCAGUCCGGAUACCGGAAGUCUUGUUUCUUCCACGAGUGACGAGGCCCCAACCACUAUGCAAGAACCUCGCAAAAAGUUGAACGAAUAUCUGGUUUCGAAGAACAUCCCGCCAAUAACUCAGCCCUGGAUGGAAUGGGAUAAAGCUGGAGAGAGCACUAAGAAGAGAUACACCAAAAGGACAGUGGAGAUCUUUUCUUCAGUCCUACAAGAUCUUACACCUAAUUAUGCAGGUUCUCUUUGGCAAGCGGUCGUCUCGUCCCCUGCCAUGAACAAAGCUCUUAAACUUGAUGAAUUAUCACAAACGUCCAAGAAUUAUCUUCAGGCCUUAGCAGAGGCAUACGGUAAAGCUCAAGGGUGGGAGACAAGAAGGCAGAUCUUGUCUAUCAUGUCAGGCGUUGCCAGCUUCAAUGAUAUUUCAAGAUUUAUACCAGGCUUAACUAGAUAUCGCUAUAGCUUGGCCAACCUGCAUCGCUUACAGUAUGGUAGCGGGGCUCCCACAACGCACCACCCUUCGCCGAGGAUAAAGGUUGAUCUGAAGCAACUUGACCAUUUUUUAUCGUAUAUAACAAGUCCGCAUUUGGUGCAGGAUCUACCAUUUGGGCAGAAAACGUUGAAACUCUCUUCUGGCCACCUGGUUGAGAUACCAAACGUCAUAAGGACGAUGAUACCCCAAAGAAUAGCACGUCAGUACGCUCAGUACUGCCACGAAACUGGCUUUAAACCAUUCAGUGAGCGUACUAUGCUUCGUGUAUUGGAGGAAUGCAAGGCCUCGGUCCGAAAAUCUCUCCAAGGACUUGACUACGUCGCCGCAGACGGUGCGCGUGAUGAUGUUUGCACUGCCGAUGAGCUUAAAGAAAAAUUAUUAUCGCAUGGUGGAAUGAAAGGUGUAAGAGUUGUUUCCCUUGAUACGAUCAUCGAAACACCUGACAGUGGGCAAACUAUUACUGGCAUUACAAAACUGAACAAUUUUGAGUUUAGCUCUACAGAGUCUGUUACCUGUUGGCGUGCGUAUUGUGUUGGUCGCGGAAAAAUCAUCAAUCCAGGAUCUUCAUCAAGUAAGUAUGGGAAUUAAAACUAAAAGUGAGCUACUGAGAAUUAAUGUAUGAGUUGCCGCUAAAUUUAAGUUCUGUAUUAAAAUGCAACUCAAAAGUGUAAGACCCUUACUUUAUUGGGGACCCUUACCAUACAAUAAUUAUCUGCAAGUACAUGUAUCAGAUACCUUUGGAGUCCCGCGCAAUAUUCUUGGUUCUGAUAAAUGAAGAAAUGAUUAUCGCAGUUGUAAGAGCAAUUUAAAGAAUUACCAUUUUGUUCAAUUUUUUUGGUGGCUUAAACGGGAAAACCCAUAACUUCUACGUACGUUAGCUCGGCAGCGCUCUACUAACCGAGCUAUGAAUACCCAUGUAUUGGAAACAUACGUUUAUUUCUGUCAUGUUUGCUUUAAAAACUUAUAAAUUAUUUGAAAAAGAAAUCAGAAAACAACUUUUUAUUGGUAUUAAUUUAUUUACCCAAGGUCCUCGAUACCAAGUACUUCAGAAAUCAUUCUCCGAAGGAGAUUUUACUUCCUUCCGAUGUAAAUCUGAAAAACAGAUUGGACAGACAGCUUCAACAUCAGCAACUGUGGCCGAGCCAUCUGGUGGCAUUUCGGAAGACAGUGACCUGUCCACAGGGGUUUAUUCCUGUCCUCAAGACGGCUGCGUUCGUGUGUUCCAAAGAGUGUCUGCUUUAGAGAAACAUCUGUCUGUAGAAAAAUGUUCCCGAUCCCCGGAGAAAUAUUCUCUAAUGGAUUUAGCGAAAAUGGGAUACAAGACCCAUUUGGAAGAAGGUGUUGGCAUAUUGCCCUCUCUUAAAGCCCCAGUUGCUCACCAGGAGGGUCACUUUGUACCAAAUGAGGGAUGGGCCCUCAGAGCAGCAAAGAAGGCGUAUAGAUUCAGCGAAAAGCAAAAGUCUUACUUACUGGCGAAAUUCUCUAUCGGUCAAACAACGGGCCGUAAGCUUGACGCCGAGGUUGUGGCGAGGGAAAUGAGACGCGCCCGUGGAGCAGAUGGUGUGCGACUUUUCCAGUUCUCAGAAUUCCUAACCAGCUUGCAGAUUGCGUCCUUCUUCUCAAGGCAAAGCGCUACACUACGGCAAAAGGACCCAGCAGAUGAAGCCGAUAUCCGGGCAUCUCAAGAGGAAGCUAACUUUAGUGCAGCGAAGGAGGUCGUUGAAACCAUUCAGCUCAACCAUCCUCUGGUAUACGAUCAGUACAACCUGUGUGAGAUGGCGCUCAGUGGUAACUUGAAAGUCCUCAAGCUACCGAUGCUUCAGCGCUUGUGCGAGGAUCUCGGCCUUGAUGCACCUGUCCCGCCUGUGCGCAAGAAGGCUCUAUACUUGGCACUCUUAGAGGAAAUAGCCAAAAAGUGCACAUGCCGAAAGUAA
Porites evermanni is the source of this 3896-nucleotide messenger RNA. Lineage: Eukaryota; Metazoa; Cnidaria; Anthozoa; Scleractinia; Poritidae. The record is from the annotation of a GenBank genome assembly.